This is a messenger RNA of Rotaria sp. Silwood2, 2499 nucleotides long. NCBI's taxonomy places the organism in Eukaryota, Metazoa, Rotifera, Eurotatoria, Philodinida, Philodinidae. The record is from the annotation of a GenBank genome assembly.
AUGAAUGCGACUUCUGUAGCCUAUGCCCUCUCAUUCUAUUUCAGUUCAAUUGCGAAUUCAAAUUUAUCAUCGAAUCCGAGCUACAUUUUAUCAGCUGGCGAAAUCGAUGCAUACCUUGAUAGCCUCGAUAAUAUAACUUUAAUUCUAAACACUGCUGCAUCAUUUAUCAUGGUUCAAGAGCCAAAUCAAUUUGGAAAUGCAAGUGCUGCAGGUGCUGCAUUCACACGUGGUAUUGGUGGUAGAUUGUUAAGUAUUUCCAAUCGUCUUGAUGCACUUAAUUCAAAUCUAACAGCUGCAGCUUUUCUCACUAAUGAAUCAUUAGUUAAUGUUAGAUCCCUUAAUAUGUUGAUCAUUAAUGAGCCUACUACAUAUGAAAAUAUAGAUACUUUGCGUAAUAUAUCUCUUGCAUCAUCAGUCAUUUCCGUAGCCACAAAAGGAAAUAGUUCUAUAUCAAAUCCAGUGAAUAUUUCACUAUAUUUUCAAGUUCUGCAUGAAUAUAGACCGUCUGUUACUUCAAGAUAUUUAUGCACAUAUUAUAAUAUAAAUGCUACAAAAUGGAAUGAAUCUGGUUGUACUACACCUCAAUAUAAUGCUUCAUUUAAUCGUUAUGAAUGUAGUUGUAAUCAUUUGUCUACUUUUGCUCUGGUUUGGUCACCGUAUAUGGUUCAGUGUGAUAGUUCUACUCAAGUACAAUUAUCCAAUGGUACUUGCAUAUCGAAAUCUGACGGUCAAAUAUCGUCAGUGAACACGUUGCGAAAUACCACAAAUUCAACUGUUAUUGCUAAUUCUCUUUCAUUAUAUAUAAGUUCAAUAACGAAUUCAAAUGCAUCAUUAAAUUCGACAUAUACACUUACUCCGAAUGAUAUUGAUACCUAUCUUAGCAAUAUCACAAACGUCAAUUUAACAUUAAAUACUGAUGAUUCAAUCCUUGUGGCACAAUCACCGUAUCAAGAAGGUAAUGUAAUUAUUUUAGGUGCUUCAUUUAAUCGUGGUAUUGGUGGUCAGGUGAUUAAUACUAAAAAUAUAGACAAUGCUACCAAUUCAAAUUUCUCAACAGCAGCAAUUAUUAGCGAUAAGUCGUUAAGUGGAGUUGUAUCUCUGAAUAUGCUUAUUAUUAAUAAACCAACUACAUAUGAAAAGUUAGAUAAUUUAACUAAUAAAACCCUUGCAUCAUCAGUUGCUGUUGUAGCCGUACGAAGAAAUGAUUCUUUAUUAACAUCAGGGAAUAUUUCUCUUUAUUUUCAAGUUUUACAGGAAUAUCAACCAACUGGUAGUGUCGAAUAUUUUUGUUCAUUUUAUGAUACAAAUAAUUCAACAUGGAAUGAAUCUGGUUGUACUGCACCUCAAUAUAAUAGUUUAUUUCAUCGUUAUGAAUGUACUUGUAAUCAUUUUACAUCUUUUGCUCUUAUUUGGUUACCCAGAGUACCACUUACUUCCUAUCUCGAUGCACAAGAUAUUGGUUCACUUGUUUGUCUAUCAAUAUCAAUUGUUUGCUUUUUAGCUAUUAUUAUUGAUGCUACUAUUAAACGAAUUUAUAAUCCAUUAAUGAGUUUUAGAGCAUAUGAUUUAUUUCCGUUAAUAUCUUCUGCAAGUACAACAAUUCUAUUUAUUUUUUAUAUAGCCUUAGGAAUGACAACUUAUACUAAAACAUCAUCUAUAAAUGAAAAUCGAUGUUUUUUAAGUUCAAGUGUAUUAAUGUUUUUCGUUUAUUUCUUUUUAAUAUUUAUGUUUUGCACUAAGACUAGUGUUGGAUACUUUAAUUAUCUUCGUUUUGUUCUUUUAUUUCCCGAACCAUCACUUCGAAAACUAUUUGUUAUGCUUAGUGCAUCAUUUUUUAUUUCCAUUGCAUGGGUGUCUUUUGCAGCUGGAUUUAAUUCAAAUUCAUCAUUUCAAAUUACUCAAUUAUAUCCAUAUAAACUUUGUUGGUUUACUCGUGAUGUUAUUUAUUAUUUUCUGACUAUACCUGUUUGUCUGUUUCUUUUAAUCAAUAUAAUUACAUUUAUUCUUGUAGCUUCCCGUAUACUGAAUCAUGCUCGAAAUGCCACAGCAGCACAUCAUAAUUCAUAUAAACGAAUGAAACAAUGUGUAGUUAUUAUACUUUCAUCAUGUGCAACUCAAGGUAUUGGUUGGCUUUUUGGUCCAUUUUUGACAAUAGCUACUCCAGAAGCAGCACAAGUUUUAGGAUGGAUUUUUAUUAUUUUUAAUGGAUUAGAAGGUUUAUGGUCUAUAAUUUUGUAUCUAAUAAUUCGAUCCAAACAUAUGGAUGAACGAAAACAUUCGAUAGCUGUAAAAGAUUUGAACAAAGCAAGAAGAGCAUCAAAAGUUAAAUCUGAAACAUCAUCUGUUAAAGAUGAUAGACAUGAAAAUGAUAGUCAAAGAAGAGAAACUGAAAUUAAACGUCGAAAUACACCAAAAGAAGAAUUACAUUUAUUCAAGGAUUCUGAUGAUUUAAAAGAUGUUAAUUGGCCUAUUGAUGAUGAUGAUGUUAUUAGAGUAUAG